Molecule: messenger RNA, 438 nt
Organism: Histoplasma mississippiense
Lineage: Eukaryota; Fungi; Ascomycota; Eurotiomycetes; Onygenales; Ajellomycetaceae
Exons: 3
Coding region: 1-438 (145 amino acids)
Source: RefSeq, a predicted model, not a curated record
AUGGAUAGACAAGGAGCUGAGGACCCUCCACCACUACCCAGUCGACAUUUGUCGUCUGGUGCGCAACAAUCCACCCUCCCAGCUUAUUGCGAGAUGUUGGGUGACUUUCUCCAGAAAGGCCGUUCCAAACCUCACGAACCUCAAAUAACCGACCUCAACUUUUUGACGACAACGAACCCGACGACAGAGACAAUAUCUCAGAUUCUGGGGCUACUACACAACCUUUGGCUGAUGAUGAAUUGGAGAAUCGUCGCUAUUGAUAAAUAUGUUCUCCGUGUGCUUUAUGUGGUGGAAACGUAUCUCCCAGACAAUUGGCUCCCUGAAAAUGCGAGGCUCCAGCUGCGGAAGCAGGAGGAGAAACAAAGAAGAAGGAAUAAGAAGAUGCAACAAAAGAAACGCCUGAGCACAUUACGUCCUCGACCAUCAACACGCAAUUAA